AUGGCAGGUCCGGAACGAAAAAAAAUCACACCUGCCGACAGGCGCCAUUUUGAUUUUGUGCAAACUUUGCUCCGGAUUUCCAAAGAACUCACAGAAGAGGAAACGGCAACCAUGAAGUUGUUCUGCCUGCAUCUGCUCCCUAGAGAACAGAGGGCACAACUCAAGCGGAUGGUGGAUGUUUUCCACAAGCUGAUGGAACUUGACAAAAUCGACCAGGAAAACUUGGAAUUUAUUGAAGAGAUCUUGGAAAGAAUCGGACGGCAGGACCUGAUUCGGGACGUUCUGCGGCGGUUCCAGCCGCCUGACCGAGAGAUUCCGGAAAACCCCGAACUACAGCCGGAAACCCCCGAACUGCAGCCGGAAAUCCCCGGGCUCCAGCCGGGAACAACUCAGAAGUUGGCAGAUGCAGAAGGUGACGUGCAGAAACACUUUGACUAUGUCAUCGAAGAAAUCAGCCACAAGUGGGACGACAUGGCCCGGAAGCUGGGAUUUCAUGAUAACAAAAUCAAAGAAAUCCAAGACUCGGAGCGUGACCACAGCCAUAGGUGCAGGGAAAUACUGACAAGAUGGAGAAACAGGGAGGGACGUAAAGCUACUCUACAGGUGCUAAAGCAAGCCUUAAAGAAUAUUGGUGAAACUCGGACAGCAGAGAGCCUAGAAGGAAAUACAACCUCCAACACCUACGUGGUUGUGGACGGUACAGUGCGCAUGAUCCAAGAAACUCUAGAUCAUCUUAAAAACUGCCUGGCAACGUUAUGUGGCACCAGAAGGUCACAGGUCAAGUUCAGAGGUUACAAGAAGCACAAGAGCAUCCUGGUGCACUUCUCCAUCCCGCGGGAGAACACGGCGGUGCUGAGGCACAUGGCGGAUCACUCCGACCCGAGACUAGUCUACAUGGGCGUCAAGUCACUGCAGAUCGACGCUAAAGUUCCAAUCAAAGUCACACAGGGGGCGCCGCUGUACGGUGUCAAGAGACAACUGACGGUCGAUGACAUCGAAGUGGGAUGCAGUAACCGAACCAAACACCAGAGGGCGCCCCAGGGCUUGACCAGCCUGUCUGCCCUGAACCUGUUCUCGGACGCCCUGCCGCUCCAUCUGCAGGCAGCCGCGAGUCUAGAGUACCAGGGCUUCUCCUACAGCCUGGUCCGGGCUCUGGUGCAGAAGGACCGGCUCAGAGAACACCAGAUGAGGCAGGCCUUCCAGAACCUCAGGAACGCAGAGGUGGAUUCCGAGUACAGGGGAGAGAAGCCACCUGGAGGCUGGUCGGUACAGGCCGAGAAGGCAGAUUCAGCUACAGAGACACACCUAACGGAUCCUGUUGGUACUACAGGGAUACCUGGAGAUGUGGGCGGUGACGAGGUUGGAGCAGACCCGACUGUAAAGAAAGAAGACGGGAAAACUCCAAGACAAGACGCUGGCAGUGGGAGCGAUGGAAAAGAGGAUGUUCUCGGUACAGAGGCACCCAUGCAAGAGCAACACACAGCGGGGACAGAAGAAACGGCAUCUGGCUCUACUGGGGCCUGGGAACAGCCCGUGAUCACUUUUGGUGGGAAAGGAUCAGAACCUGGAAAGUUUGAUUACCCACGCGGGGUUGUGGUGUCGCCUGGCAACGAGAUAUUUGUGGCUGAUAAGAACAGGCGAGUCCAAGUCCACAGCACAGAGGGGGUUUACCUCCGCCACUUCCCAACAGUUGUACCGGGUACAGGGGAUAAGGACAUGAAGCCGCAUGAUGUUUGUAUGGACGGUAACGGCACGCUGUGGGUAGUGGGGCGGGGAGAGACAGCCCACCAUGUUGUACAGUACAGCACGGACGGGACCGCCAUGGCGGGGUUUGACUUGCAGAAGGGCUAUUAUGACCGGGGUAUUGCGGUGGACAUGCGCACUAACCACAUCCUGGUGACUGAUUGUGACCAAGGUACAGUUCAUGUGUUCCGUCCGGACGGCUCCCUGGUGCGGACAGUCCGGCAUCCACGGGGUGAGAUGAUACGCCCGGGGUACGUCACAGUGGAUGGGGAAGGGAACAUUCUUGUGUCGGACUGGAGAAGUUACUCUGUCUACGUGCAUGACGAGUCCGGGAAGUUCCUGUUCCAAAUGAUUACGAUAGAAUAA
Molecule: messenger RNA, 2109 nt
Organism: Branchiostoma floridae (Florida lancelet)
Lineage: Eukaryota; Metazoa; Chordata; Leptocardii; Amphioxiformes; Branchiostomatidae
Exons: 6
Coding region: 1-2109 (702 amino acids)
Biological process (GO): regulation of apoptotic process; signal transduction
Cellular component (GO): extracellular region
Molecular function (GO): protein binding
Source: RefSeq, a predicted model, not a curated record